AUGCUUCCGCGCUCACUGGUAUGUGCAGCGAUUAAAUAUGCUUGGGGCCAAGGAGAAAGCCAAUGUACAGGUGUACUUAUCAGCCGGCAGCACGUACUGACAGCCGCUCAUUGUUUUGUGAGGGAACGUGAAUGCCAAGCGGGACCUAGCGCAAUACGAAGUGGCACACAAUCUUCUCCAAAAGAGCUACCAGUGCAGGUGCUUGUGGGUGGGUUAUGUUCAGUGCUGAAAAGUGGAAGUAACUGCACUGAGGGGUACCACAUGAUGACCAAGGGCAAGGUUGCUCAUAUCGGAGUCGCUCGCCGUUAUUACGGGUCAAGGUGUCGAUCAGGUGAUAUUGCAAUUGUGCAAUUGGCCGAGCCACUGCCAGAAGAGCAGUGGCGCUUUGAUUCCGUUUGUCUCCCAUCCAGAACCACGAAACUCAACCACGAAAUGUCGUUGGCCGGAUUCGGAUAUAAUCGUAAGGAUUGUUUUGGAUUUUGGAUGUUUUGGGUGUGUUGGACCACUGGCACUUAA
Molecule: messenger RNA, 516 nt
Organism: Cooperia oncophora
Lineage: Eukaryota; Metazoa; Nematoda; Chromadorea; Rhabditida; Trichostrongylidae
Source: the annotation of a GenBank genome assembly